CCACCACCAGUUCAUACAUCCCAGAAUUCCAUGUGCUUUAAUGUAGGUUUGCUGCCAAUUCCCUUCAACUUAAAAAAAAAGGCUCUCUCUUUUCAUCUCUUUCAUAAAGGAGGUUUCUUUCGAACACAGAGAAGCAUUAGGUGUCUAGUUUUUAUUGAACCCAGAAAAGAAAUACUAUAUAUAUAUACUACUGUACUAUAAAAAGGAAGGCUGCCUUAAAUCUGGGAUUCUCUCGACUAUAAGGAGUUAUAGGCGUUUGGAAAUGGGUUUGUUUUGAAAUGUGUUUUCGGGCUUCUCAUAUCACAAGAGAUCUGGGUUUUUAGAGUCUUGAUUUAUCGUCUCUGUGGGCGGUCGCGAGAGUUGUCUGUGGAGUUCGCUUCCUAAAUCUCAUCAGUUAAAGGCAUCUUGGUGUUGUCAAUAAUGGCAUCUGUCAACGAUGUAUUAUCAAAGACAACACCUAUUUUUCACCUUAAAGUCUGGGUUUUGAUAGGGAUCUUGGUUGGGAUGUCCAUUGUGAUUAUUCUGUUGGUGCUAUCGAUUUGUCUUACCUUCCGAAAGAAAUCCAGAAGGGUUAAUGACACGCUUCCAGUUAGCCAAAUCCCAACUGUGUCAAAGGAGAUCAAAGAGAUCAGGGUUGACCGAAAUUCAGCUCCUAAUGGUGAUUUCCUCACCCUUCAAGAUAAGUUCAAUGAUAACGUCUCAGACGAGCAUUUGAAGCGUCCAAGUCUAGACAAAACAAAGAAUGCAGUUAAUAGCGGUCAAUCAGACUCAUUUAAUCAUUUAGAGAAAGUUGAUGAUGGCUCUCAAUCAGGAGAAAAAGGGAGUAUAUUUGAAUCAGCUGAGCAUCCUAUAAGUGCCACUUCCCCUUUAUCUGGUAUGCCUGAGUUCUCUCACCUUGGCUGGGGUCAUUGGUUUACGUUAAGAGACCUAGAAAUCGCGACAGAGAGAUUUUCAAAGGAAAAUGUGAUUGGUGAGGGUGGAUAUGGAGUUGUUUACCGGGGCUAUAUGGUUAAUGGGACUGCUGUGGCUGUUAAGAAGCUCCUCAACAAUCUGGGACAAGCAGAGAAGGAAUUCAGGGUGGAAGUUGAGGCUAUUGGUCAUGUGCGGCAUAAGAACUUAGUUAGACUUCUGGGUUACUGUAUUGAAGGAACUCACAGGAUGUUGGUUUAUGAGUACGUCAACAAUGGCAAUUUAGAGCAAUGGCUUCAUGGAGCUAUGCGCCAGUAUGGAUAUCUUACUUGGGAGGCCCGCAUGAAAGUUCUCCUUGGCACUGCUAAGGCGCUUGCCUACUUACACGAAGCCAUUGAGCCAAAAGUCGUGCAUCGGGACAUCAAGUCGAGCAAUAUACUGAUUGAUGAUAACUUCAAUGCUAAAAUAUCUGAUUUUGGACUAGCCAAGUUGCUGGGUGCUGGAAAGAGUUAUAUUACAACCAGAGUUAUGGGUACUUUUGGAUAUGUGGCUCCAGAAUAUGCAAACAGUGGUCUCCUAAAUGAGAAGAGUGACGUUUACAGCUUUGGGGUUGUGGUCUUGGAAGCAAUUACUGGGAGGGAUCCAGUGGAUUAUGGUCGCCCAGCAGAUGAGGUAAAUCUGGUCGACUGGCUCAAAAUGAUGGUUGGCAGCAGGCGCUCAGAAGAAGUGGUUGACCCAACCAUUGAAACCAGGCCCUCUACAAGUGCCCUUAAACGAGCCCUUUUGACAGCUUUGAGGUGUGUUGACCCAGAUUCCAACAAACGACCAAAGAUGAGUCAAGUUGUCCGAAUGCUUGAAUCGGAGGAAUACCCCAUACCAAGAGAGGAUCGAAGACGUCCAAGGAAACAUGGUGGAAACACAGAAGGUGAAAUCCAUAUGGAGACCUCGGACACAGAUAAAAGUGACAUUCCAGUCUUGAAGUCGGAGAUCAGAAGCAACCACAAGGCAUAAUCAAGCAGGCCAAGACUUGUACUAUAAAUUUUGAUCAGCAUAUUAAAAGGUUGUUCCCACAAUCUUUCUGAGUUCUAUGUUUGUCAAGUCGAGAUCAAGGCAGGCCAUCGAGGCAAGGUAUUAAGGGAUUUCAUUGGUCUUUCAGUAUCUUAUCCCAUUUCUAAGGAUGUUGGAGAGAAGAUAUUUUGUGUGUGAAGAUUGAAUUAGGGAUAGCCUACAACUGGUAGUCGAUAGUCUGUACAGGUCUUUGCGGGUUUCUCUUUUCUUUUUAUUUUCCCCCCACCGUUAUCCUUAUAUCAUUGUAGUUGGUAUAACAAUUUAUGAACACUCUCCGUGGAGAAAAGGCAAAGCAUUUGACUUUGUGAUUGCAUUUGAAGAAA
This is a messenger RNA of Rhododendron vialii, 2300 nucleotides long. RefSeq names its product probable receptor-like protein kinase At5g18500. The coding region runs from base 421 to 1920 and encodes 499 amino acids. Gene Ontology annotation, molecular function: ATP binding; protein kinase activity. Lineage: Eukaryota; Viridiplantae; Streptophyta; Magnoliopsida; Ericales; Ericaceae. Gene Ontology annotation, biological process: protein phosphorylation. The transcript has 8 exons. The record is from RefSeq and is a predicted model, not a curated record.